This is a messenger RNA of Dioszegia hungarica, 711 nucleotides long. RefSeq lists its product as uncharacterized. Bases 1 to 711 code for a protein of 236 amino acids. The record is from RefSeq and is a predicted model, not a curated record. The transcript has a single exon. NCBI's taxonomy places the organism in Eukaryota, Fungi, Basidiomycota, Tremellomycetes, Tremellales, Bulleribasidiaceae.
AUGCCCAAGAGACGCGCAUCUCCCGCGGAACCCUCCCGCAGCAAGCGCGGGAAGCGCGACUCAGCCGCAUCCGAGGCCGAGAGCGGGGCCGACGCUCGAGACACACCCAAAACCCUCGCCGCCUCUCCGGAACGCCGCGAAGCCCUACUCGCCAAAUACCCUUCCUGUAUCCCCUCCAAGCUCGCUGAGCUCGACGAGCAGCGCUUCUCCUCUACCCCCGCCGCCAUCACCUCUCGCUCGUCCAACGGGGACAGGCCACAUAUGACGAAGGACGAAUUCGUCAGCCUCGUCGAGUGGAAACUCAAACACGGGACGUUCCGCCCUGCUCUGCUGGGCAUGGCGAAGCAGCACCCGCCAGAGCUGGUCGUCUCGACUACAUCGGAGGCGUUUGCCCUCCUAUUCCAGACGGAAGGAGGCGGGACGAUCAAGGCUUUGAAGGUUCUGACGGCCCUUAGGGGAAUCGGACCGGCAACGGCCUCGCUCUUUCUCUCGUGUGUGAACUGCCACGUACCCUUCUUCUCGGACGAGAUGUUCAGGUGGAUGAUGUGGGAUGAGCCGGGGGGCGGGGGAUGGAACAGGAAGAUCAAAUACACGGAGAAGGAGUACAAGGAGUUGCUAGGGAGGGUGGAGGAGGCAUUAAGCAUGGAAGGGAUGGAGGGGGUCAGUGCUUGGGAUCUGGAGAAGAUUGCGUAUAUUUUGGCAAGGGAAUAG